GGAGGUGAUGCUCGACCUGGUCCAGCUGCAGGGGCCCGACAGGCAGGUCGUGCAGGGGGUGCCCGCCUCGUCCCUGCGGCACCUCGUGCCGAUCAGGCUCGUCAGCUGGGUCGUACACCGCACGGACGGCUGGCUCGGGAGGGUGCAGUCCUGGGACGAGGACCUGGUCGUCUGCUUCGCCGCCACGGGCGCCGAGGACCCGUGCCGCUGCCGCGUGCGCGCCGCCAACACGAAGCAGGGCAUCACUAUCGCCGAGAGUUUCUACCGGGACUUCUUCCCAGGGCUGGCGGUGUCCAUCAACGUGCAGGACCUGCGCUCCGGCGCCCUCGUGUCCGAGUGGCUGGAGGGCGACGCCGCGCGAGCCACGGCGGCCCCGCGGGCUGGCGCGGAAGGAGAAGCGGCGGGGCCGCCCCCCCAGCGCGUGGAAGCCGUCAUCGAGGAGGUCCGCGUCGGGUCGGCGCACGUGGAGUGGCUCACCCAGGUGCCGCUGCGCCGCGGGUGGUCCACGGAGCGGCCGCCCCGCUCGGAGGAGUGCCAGGAGGAGAACCUGCUGUUCCUGCUGGGGGAGGCCGAGUGCUCGUCCCGGUGGGCGCUCGGAGACCGGCUCAGACUGGAGGGCACCCUCUGCGAGGUGUGCAGGGUGGAGACGCGCGUGAAUUUGAGGUGGCAGGACGACGUGGCGUCCGCACAAGUGCCGGCCAGGGAGCUCCAGCUGUGCAACCCCUGACGCGUUCAGCUUCUUCCCGUCCGAGCUCGUCUGCCAGCGCACCCUCGAGAAGCCGACCGGGUCGGCAC
Molecule: messenger RNA, 795 nt
Organism: Prorocentrum cordatum
Lineage: Eukaryota; Dinophyceae; Prorocentrales; Prorocentraceae
Source: the annotation of a GenBank genome assembly